This is a messenger RNA of Ctenopharyngodon idella (grass carp), 6033 nucleotides long. Its product is annotated as protocadherin beta-16-like. Gene Ontology annotation, cellular component: plasma membrane. Gene Ontology annotation, molecular function: calcium ion binding. Lineage: Eukaryota; Metazoa; Chordata; Actinopteri; Cypriniformes; Xenocyprididae. Gene Ontology annotation, biological process: homophilic cell-cell adhesion. The coding region runs from base 1431 to 4361 and encodes 976 amino acids. The record is from RefSeq and is a predicted model, not a curated record. The transcript is spliced from 7 exons.
UAUUAUCAUUUGACAGUACCGCACAUUUAGGUCAUUUCAGGUCCUAGAGUGUUUAUACUUGUGAGUGGAACGUGUGCAUAUAAUAUCAUGCUAAUGUUUUGCUAUGAUAUGAUGAAAUUAGUGUGUGUUUUUGAGAGAGUGGAGGAGACGUAGACACAAACUGGUAUGUUUCAGCACCAAUAUUCUGGACAGCGACCACUAUGUCUAUAUUGCGACUCAUGCACAUGUGUGCAUCAUAUCUAUCUAUCUAUCUAUCUAUCUAUCUAUCUAUCUAUCUAUCUAUCUAUCUAUCUAUCAUCAGUUCUUAAAAAUAGCUUAAAACAAGUGCAAGUCUGAGAAGGCUGUAGAAGAUACACUGAAGAUACAUCUGCAUCUUAUAUUCAAUCAUUUUUUAUUUGGAAUUGUGCUUUUCUUUCAAAAAAAAAAAAAGAAAAGAAAAAAGAAAAAGAAAAUGCAUACUCUACACAAAAGACACUGUACUGGUAAAUAAAAAUGGUUAGGUUAUGUUUAACUAACAUAUAUUUAACUGUCAGUCCUAUUCUUGGGGCACAGACCCCAAAAUGACAUUUCCAACUUAAAUUGUUAUAAAUCUUGUAUACUUUGGAGCACAGACUUAUAGACACUUAGAAGUAAAAAAAAAAAAAAAAAGUUAUAGAAGUUUAAUUUCAUGACUCUAAAACUACAAUAAAACCAAAGCCAAAAAUCUGAACAAGUUGUGUUCUAAAUGUUUGGUUGAUAUCUCAAAAAAUGAGCUUUCAGUAAGAUUUUGUUUGGAUGCAGUACCAAACUGUUCCACUAGAUGACAUCCAGGCUCCAUUAGUGACCAUAUUAGCACUUUUUUUUUUUUUUUUGUUUUUUUUUUUUUCUUUAUAUUUAAAACAUUUUCAGACAUGGAAAGACAAACUGAGGUUUCUACGAAUAUUUCCUGCUUUUUCAUGUGCAUUGCUAUUUCGAAGCAAAGGUCUGAACUCGCCUUAUGAAUCUGAACAUAUUUUUGUUGCAAAUUAAUAAAUUACUGUUCCUCUAUCAUUUGCAUUGAAAAUCAGACACCAAAUAUGAAAACUAGAGUUUGUAAGCUUUCAAACGAUAUAUAGUUUUUCAAUAUUACCUUAGGUUUAGACUAAGAUAUUGUUGUUUUAAAUACAUAAUGGCAAACGUCCCGCUGGUGGGAGGGUGACAGUUAAAGGGGGAGACAGCGUGACGUGAGAGAGCUCUGCACCAAUCACAUACUAGAACGUACAAGGUGAUCUACUAUAUCCCCCAGUCAGAGCAGCAGAACAAUGAAGAGAGCUGAAGAGAGAGGGAGGUAGCUUCACAUGCUGCUAUGAAGCCGAUUACAACAAAACGGACACCUUCAUGGGAUUUUAUUACCACAAAAUGAAGAGCUAUUCUUUGUUAAAUUGUUUAUAAUAUAGGAAUAUGUAACCGAAAUGGGAAAAUAUAUGGUGAAAAUGAGACGCGGGACGAAUGGAGAAUCGAAAUGGGCUGCGCGUUGGCUACUCGGUGUCUCUCUUUUGUGGAAUACAGUCGGAGCUCUGACUCGAUACACUAUACCAGAAGAACUACAAGAGGGAUCAGCUAUUGGAAAUAUCGCUAAAGAUCUUGGUCUUGAUGUCUCGGAUAUAGCAAAUCGCAAUUUACGGAUAGCUUCUGAAAACAGCAGACAGUAUUUCAGCGUUGAUUCAGAAAAGGGUGAGUUGGUCGUGAACAGCAGAAUUGACAGAGAAAGUCUGUGCCCUCAAAGCGCAAGCUGCAUUUUGCCAUUACAGGUUAUUAUAGAAAACCCGUUACAACUGCAUAGAGUUGAAAUAGAGAUACAAGAUAUAAAUGAUAACGCACCGAUUUUUCACACAUCAGACGGUAUUUUGGAAAUUGCUGAAUCCAUCUCUCCGGGAGACCGAUUUCCGCUUGAGAGUGCCGAGGAUUUGGAUGUUGGGAGGAAUAGUUUGAAAUCUUAUUCGCUAAGCAACAAUGAAUGUUUUCGAUUAAAUGUGAAAACACUUGGGGAUGGUAGGAAAGUACCAGAGCUUGUAGUUGAUAAACCACUGGAUAGAGAGAAAAAAUCUGUCCACAAACUAAUUUUAACUGCUGUAGAUGGCGGUGAGCCUGCAAAAUCUGGGACUACUUUAAUACAUAUCAAUGUUCUGGAUAGUAAUGACAAUGCUCCAAAAUUUGACUUGCCAGCUUACAAAGCAUCCUUACGCGAAGGUGCUCCCGUUGGUUCGACUGUGUUAACUAUAAAAGCCACGGAUUUAGAUGAAGGUGACAAUGGCGAGAUACAAUAUUUUUUAGGUGUACAUACACCUGAACCUGUGAGAAAAUGUUUUGCUUUGAAACCGGACACAGGGGAAAUGACAGUUGUAGGAAAUAUCGACUACGAAUCUGCUAAAUCAUACAGAUUUGACGUCAGUGCAAAAGACAAAGGGAAUCCAGAACUAUUGGGUCAUUCAUCGAUUCAAAUAGACAUAAUUGAUGAAAAUGACAACCCUCCAGAAAUUAUUUUAACAUCAUCACCCAGCCCUGUGCCUGAAAAUGCCUCUGUCGGAACAGUUGUAGCUUUAAUUAACGUAAAUGAUUUAGAUUCUGAUGUUAAUGGCAGAGUAAACGUAAAUAUAUCCCCUGGGGUUCCAUUCACAUUGAAACCGUCUUUUGAUAAUCAUUAUUCACUGGUAACAGACUCAUCUUUAGAUCGUGAGGUAAAUGCAGAAUAUAACAUAGAAAUAGUAGCGACCGACUCUGGUGUACCACCCUUAAAGACGUUAAAGGCUGUAAAUGUUAAAGUACUUGACGUGAAUGACAACCCUCCAGUAUUCUCGCAGAACUCAUAUAAUGUUUAUAUACAGGAAAAUAACUUUGCAGGUGUUUCAUUGUUUUCUGUAUCUGCAUCUGACAUUGACCAAGAUAAAAACGCUCUACUCGCGUAUUCAGUUUUGGAUUUAAGUUCAAACCCAGCGCCAGCAUCAUCUUAUUUUUAUAUUAAUUCUGAGAACGGAACUAUUUACAGCAUGAGCUCAUUUGAUUAUGAGAAAACGAAACUAAUCAGCAUUGCAGUUCAGGCUAAAGAUCAUGGCUCUCCAUCUCUGAGCAGUAACGCCACUGUUCAUGUGUUUAUUCUGGACCGGAACGAUAACGCACCUGCUGUCAUUUACCCGUCCACAUCCAUGGGGUCUGUCUCUCAUCAGAGGAUGCCCCGUUCUGCAAAAGCAGGACAUCUCGUUACUAAGGUAACAGCAGUGGACGCGGACUCGGGUCAUAACGCCUGGCUCUUCUACAGGCUCGCGGAGGCCACGGACGUGUCACUGUUCAGUGUGAAUUUGCAUACGGGAGAGGUGAGGACUAAACGCGCUGUUUCAGAGCAGGAUGACUCCUCUCAGAGACUGAUGAUAGAGAUAAAGGAUAAUGGAGAACCGAUCCAGUCCACCACAGUCACAGUGGAUAUAUUGAUAGAGGACGGGUUUCAUGAGCCCAUCUCAGACUAUCGUGAGAAAACUAUCGAGCCCAACAAGAAAAAUGGCAAAAUAACAUUAUAUCUGAUCAUCUCUUUGGCUUCUGUGUCCUUGUUGUGUCUAAUGACAUUUUUCAUCCUACUGGUAAAAUGUGCGCGAGGCAGUAGAGGCGGCUCAAGCUGCUGUUUCAGGAGAACUGAUUCUGAAUACAAGAACCCCAACAGAAACCUGCAGAUCCAGCUCAACACUGACGGGCCCAUUAAGUAUGUGGAGGUUCUGGGAGGAGACAUGAUGUCUCAGAGUCAGUCCUUUGGCUCCUAUCUCUCUCCAAUGUCAGAAUUCAGUGAUCUCACCCUCGUUAAGCCCAGCAGCACCACAAACUUUACAGACACUCUAAACGUGCUUGAUGCGUCAUUACCAGACAGUGCUUGGACGUUUGAGAGCCAACAGCAAAAGCCACCUAACUCUGACUGGCGAUUUCCUCCGAACCAGAGGCCCGGACCAAGCGGUACACACAGGUUCCACACCCUGCAGCAGAGAUGGACUCCAUACGAGAAGUCCAGGGCUGGAGUGCGUCCUGACGAGGCAGGUGCCGGCGCUGGUGUGAUAGCAGGAACAGGACCGUGGCCCAACCCCCCUACCGAAGCUGAACAGCUCCAGGCUCUGAUGGCGGCAGCGAACGAAGUAAGUGAAGCCACUGCAACUCUCGGCCCUCGCUACAAUCCACAGUACGGCCCAGACUACCGCCAGAAUGUCUACAUCCCGGGCAGUACCGCCACCCUCACGGCCAACCCUCAGCAACAGGUACCCCAGCAGGCCCUUCCCCCUCCCCAGGCCCUUCCCCCUGCCGAAGUCCCCAAAGCAGCUCAGACACCCGCCAGCAAGAAGAAGCCCACCAAGAAAGACAAGAAGUAAGACACAUGGAAGCACUAUCAGAGAUGCAGAAAUAUGUUGCCAGGAUCUGAGCAUCUCUCCUCACAAAGCGUGUCCACAGGUUUGGUUAAAGAUUUAGAUUUAAUGUUUAUGUCUGUGAGGCUUUUGUUUGUUUGUUUUAGGUUUACCCUUUUUAAUUUAUUGGAUUUUGAACUCUAUUAUGAUAUAUUACUCAAUAACCCCCCAAAAAACAAGCAUUCCCUGUCCUGUCGCUGUAAUGGAACAGUAAACGACUGAACAAGAGGAGGUGUGUUCAGAUUCCUGAAGCUCGUUCUUCGACAGAUAACUCUGUCCUGUAAAUAGCAUUACUAAAACAAGAAGAAAACAUACAUUUCUUCUUUUAUUUUUAUUUUUAUUUUUCCAAAUGUCAUGUUUUGGGCUUUUUGUGUUCUUUUCAGAGCUAAGUAGAUGCUUCUUGUGGUUACAAAAUGAAACGCUGUUAGGCUUUUUAACAAUGUACCACAACUCUCACCUUGACUGAAAAAAUGAGUGUUGAGCUGAACUAUGCAUCGCAAAGAGGAUACUGUAAAACAAGGGGACACGUUAAAGUAUAUUUAAACUGUUUUUGGAAUAAGAGAAUAGAUUUACAUUUGUCUAAAACCAGAUGGUGAGACACUGAACUGUUGGCAUGGUAUUUAAAGAUAGAUUCAGUCUUCUCAUUAACUUCUUAAUAGCCAGUUAAGCAGAGCUGAAUGUUAGGUUAACACCGUUUGACUAUUCUUUGCUAUUAUUUCCUGUUAGUGUGGUAUAAGAAUCCUUUGGAAUUGCAAGUAAUGUAAACAGUGUUUUUAAAGCUCAGAAAAGAUAAUCUCAGCCUUUGUAAGGUCAAGAUCGGAGAUUGAUUUAGGUCAAAGUGAAUGUGCUAAGAGUUUGAAAAGAUGAAGUGAACCGAAAAGAAAGAAACAUUGAAUAUGUGGAAAGACUAAUGACUAACUUAAGCGCAACACUGUACUUGAAUGGAUCUUAGAUGGAAGGAUUCCGUCCUUUAUUCUGCACCAACCACCACCACAGUGUAUAUAAAAAUGUGUAACCUGUCUGUACAAACAUUAGAGCCACAAGGGCUGGCUGUUACAGGAAUGUUUCAGUAUUUUAAAAAAAAAAAAAAAAAAAAAAGCGCAACAAAAAAGACAAUAGAAAAAAAAAAGAACCAGUGUAGUGAUGUAGGAAGAAAACCUUCAAGAUCAUUGACUAACCAAACUGUACAUACUACGAAACUUCUGAAGACACGCAAUCGUAGCUUAAGGCUUGUGGACUAUGUGCAUAUUUUUGUGUUUUUCCCCUUUGAUUACACUUUCUUUCCUUUUCUCCAAUCACCUAAAAUUUUGAAAGAUAACAGACGAUACUUACUGUCAUUAGAGUACCACCCCACCCCACAUCUUACUGUACUUUUCUGUGCUUGUAAUUCCAAUCAGUCGGUAAUGAUACUGGAAUGCCACUCCUGUCUGUUUGACUAUGAAUAUCUAUCUAUAUAUAUAAAUGUCUGUCUGCUGCUUGGCUACCUUUCUGUAUUUGACUGUGGUUCCUUUUAAGAAAUGCUUAGCACCUCAUGUUACCCUUUUUAUUUUACAAGCUAAUAUUUAUAUCACUGUUGAUUUAUGUUUUACUUUAUUAUUGGAACACUUACAUUUGAAAUAAAAUUUUGUCAGAACUCACA